Rhizopus microsporus ATCC 52813 is the source of this 210-nucleotide messenger RNA. RefSeq lists its product as uncharacterized. Bases 1 to 210 code for a protein of 69 amino acids. NCBI's taxonomy places the organism in Eukaryota, Fungi, Mucoromycota, Mucoromycetes, Mucorales, Rhizopodaceae. The transcript has 2 exons. The record is from RefSeq and is a predicted model, not a curated record.
AUGGGCUCAAACGUUCCAGAUAGUUUGCUUAUCCAACGUCUUCCUUCAGAAUACACGCCAGGAGACGACAGGCUUAGCCGUAUGCUCAUGAAGAAUCAAUCGGCCGUUGAUUUUAUAAGCUAUGAUUUAAUGGGCACUCCCAAUGGUACAAGAUCUGAUAUUCUAUACAUUCCAGCACUUUCUGCGCUGGAUUCUUUCCACCUCUUCUGA